AUGUCAUCAACAUCUAGAAAUGAGAAAUCAGAUACAGAAUUAAUUAAAGAAUUAAAGAAAACAAAUGAAAUAUUACUUGCUGGAAUAGAAACACGUGAACAACAAUUAACUGAAAAAGAUAGAACAAUUAAAGAAUUGAGAGGAUUAGAAAAAGAAAAUGAGAUAUUAAAAUUAAAGAUUUCAAAUGAAGAAGGAUAUAAACAGAAAAUACACGAAUUAAGCACUAAACAAGAAAAUGAUUCAAAAGAAAUAAUUCGUUUGAAAAAAAGAGUAAAUGAAUUAAUUGAUAAAAUUAAUGAAACUGAAAAUGAAAGAAAUUCAAUUAUAAAGAAUAACAAUAACACUUUAGAACAACUCAAAAGAUUAACAGAUGAAAACAAAGAAUUAAACAAAAGGAUUCAAAAUAUACAACAGAAUAAAAGUGAUAUUCCAUCUAAUGUUUAUAAUAAUCUAAAUAAAGAGUAUGAAAAAUCUAAACAAACAAUUGUUAAUAUUCAAAAUAUACUUAAAACAAAAGAUGAAGAAAUAAAGAAAUUAAAUGAUGAAUAUGAAAAAAUACGUGAAUAUAACACAAUAUUAUUAAAAUCAAAUAAAGUUAAUGAAGAUCAUAUUAAUUCAUUAGGAGAAACAAUCAACAUAUUAUUAGAAGAAAUUAAAACUUUAAAUAAAAAUAAAGAAAUUCAACAACAUACCUCUAUUGAUUGUAAUAAUCAAUCUAAUAACUUAUACAUCAAGUUAAAUAUCCCAAUACAUACAAGUACUAAUGGAAUUAGUGCAAAAAUAAUAUCUCAGAACUAA
This is a messenger RNA of Entamoeba dispar SAW760, 798 nucleotides long. RefSeq lists its product as uncharacterized. The transcript has a single exon. Bases 1 to 798 code for a protein of 265 amino acids. The record is from RefSeq and is a predicted model, not a curated record. NCBI's taxonomy places the organism in Eukaryota, Evosea, Mastigamoebida, Endamoebidae.